Molecule: messenger RNA, 3673 nt
Organism: Opisthorchis viverrini
Lineage: Eukaryota; Metazoa; Platyhelminthes; Trematoda; Opisthorchiida; Opisthorchiidae
Exons: 14
Coding region: 1-3480 (1159 amino acids)
Biological process (GO): mRNA 3'-end processing by stem-loop binding and cleavage
Cellular component (GO): mRNA cleavage and polyadenylation specificity factor complex
Molecular function (GO): RNA binding
Source: RefSeq, a predicted model, not a curated record
AUGUGGCCAUCAGCCACCGGUGGAGAGCCACAAUUCAAGACUGCCGUUCCACUUCAUUCGGAUCACGCCAUGGUGCGUGCACGCCUGACAGUUCGUCUCCCUUCAGGCCCUCGCAAGGCAGCAAGAAGCAUGCCAAUCCACUGUCUUCGAAGAACUACCAUAGUUCAACAGUAUCGAUCUGAGCUAGCCCAACAACUCUCCAUAAUAAACCAAUACUGUGGUGGCAGUGAUCGUGUGGAUGAAGCAUUGCAAAAUGUGGAAGGAGCUAUGUUCCAACUGGAUUCCAGGCGAGUGUCCCGUCAAAACCAGAUUGGUAUGCAGGUCGAUGAGUUUCAUUGUUUGCUUGACUGUGGUUGGUCAGAUGGACUGGACAAAGAAUAUGUGAAGCGGCUUACGCAGUGGACUCGCCACAUAGAUGCCGUUCUGUUGAGCCACCAGAGUUUGCGACAUUUGGGACUGCUUCCCUUUUUAGUGGGUUCGUGUGGACUCAAGUGCCCAGUAUACGCAACUACACCCGUAUAUAAAAUGGGCCAAUUAACUCUCUACGACUUUUACCAGUCUAUGUAUGCAUCAGAGGAUUUCACGGCAUUCACAUUGGAUGAUGUUGAUGCAGCAUUUGACUUGGUGGUUCAAGUGAAAUAUCAACAAACGAUUAAUCUUCCUGGUCGAGGUCGCGGUCUGUGCAUAACACCUCUCCCCUCAGGACAUACUUUGGGAGGCACGAUAUGGAAACUUGUCAAAGAGGAUACUGACAUUGUGUACGCAGUUGAUUUUAAUCACAAAAAGGAACGGCAUCUGAACGGUGCAACUUUUGAUGCUUGUAUGCGUCCACACUUGCUGAUUAUGGAUGCUUCCAACACAAUGUAUACCCACCCUCGACGAAAAGAUCGUGAUGAAACCCUACGGCACUGUAUUUUGAAAACAUUGAGACGUGGUGGAAAUAUUCUGGUGGCCGUAGACACAGCGGGCCGAUGUCUGGAAGUCGCUCAUUUUCUUGAGCAAUGUUGGUUGAAUCAAGACUCAGGCAUGAUGGCUUACGGUUUGGCAAUGCUCAGUUUUGUGGCUUUCAAUGUUGUUGAUUUCGCCAAGUCUAUGGUUGAAUGGAUGUCAGAAAAGGUUAUGCGUACAUUCGAAGAUCAACGUACGAACCCGUUCCAUUUCCGGCAUGUUCAGUUAUGUCACACGCUUGAGCAAUUGGAUACGGUUCCCGAACCAAAAGUAGUACUCGCCUCCGCUUCGGAUCUCAGUUGUGGAUUCGCUCGUCAGUUGUUUGCCGAAUGGGCCGAUAGUGACCUGAACACGGUCAUUCUCACGUCCCGCGAGUCAUGCGUGGUCAGUGAAGAGCCUGGAGAUUACACUUUACUUGGUCGCCUAAUCGGAUUGGCCAGAGGCGAUGCAGCCGCGCGACAAGGUCUGCCUACAAGUUCGACAGGCACAUUAGUUCUCCCACUUUCCUUAUCUCAACGUGUCUCGCAAGCGCAGUAUGAACAACUAAAAAAUGAGGUACCACGGAUACGAAACGCUGUCCAGGUCGGCUCCACAAUACUUCCUUCAAGUGCAUCGUCCUCCGGCGCACUGGACGUUGGAGCAGCGAUAAUUCCUAUGCCUGAAGGAAUGGACGAGUCGGGCAACACGCCAGGAGACGACCAAAAUACUGAUACAGUACUCGCCUCCGCUUCGGAUCUCAGUUGUGGAUUCGCUCGUCAGUUGUUUGCCGAAUGGGCCGAUAGUGACCUGAACACGGUCAUUCUCACGUCCCGCGAGUCAUGCGUGGUCAGUGAAGAGCCUGGAGAUUACACUUUACUUGGUCGCCUAAUCGGAUUGGCCAGAGGCGAUGCAGCCGCGCGACAAGGUCUGCCUACAAGUUCGACAGGCACAUUAGUUCUCCCACUUUCCUUAUCUCAACGUGUCUCACAAGCGCAGUAUGAACAACUAAAAAAUGAGGUACCACGGAUACGAAACGCUGUCCAGGUCGGCUCCACAAUACUUCCUUCAAGUGCAUCGUCCUCCGGCGCACUGGACGUUGGAGCAGCGAUAAUUCCUAUGCCUGAAGGAAUGGACGAGUCGGGCAACACGCCAGGAGACGACCAAAAUACUGAUACAGAUGAGCGCAUUAUUGCUAAUGUCGUUCAAAGUUCGCGCGUAGCCGGUCAGGUUUUCCGGCUGUCCACCACUUCAGACGUGAACAUGGAUGGUAGUACCUCUCCUCCACCACCUUCUGCCCCUUUCACCCUAACUACCGUCCAGCACACGGAGCACGAAACUUCGCUACUUGGACUGACCAGCAGUUUUGCGCAUCAACCUCCCACGCAAUCACGGCGAAACAACACACUUCUCAACAUGGAUUCCAUGGUCGACCAUCAUCAGUUCUCACAGUUGACUGCGCCAUCUGGUACACAACUAACGGUUGGUCGGCAUCAACCAGGCUACGAUAUUUAUCCGGGGUUGCAUAAUCACGCUGGUGGACAGUUUUUCCGAAUGACGAAACGCACCCAACUCCUGUUCCCACAGGUGGACCGUAAGAUUCAUUGGGAUGAAUACGGUGGCCACGUGGAUAGAGAUUUGUUCAACUCCGAGGAUAAACUCGACUCGAAUACGUGCACUGAACUGAAACAAAAAAACCAGAAGAUCAGCCAACCGAUAUUGGAAGACACUACCCCAUCAAGUCUCAUCUCGCCAUCGAUAUUGGAAUGUUUGGCCUCCAGAAAUUUCCAGUUUGAUGACCCGGAAACCAAGACCCAUGUGAUUACCCAUCAGCUAGAAAUCCCACUGCGGUGUGAACUUUUGUUUUUAGAUUAUGAGGGUCGUUCUGAUGGGGAAGCAAUGAAACGCAUUGUGGUCGGACUGCGCCCACAGGAGUUAAUUUUGGUGGGAAAUAGUCGGGCGGACACAGAACAGUUGGCUGUUUACUGUCGCACUGUCAUGCUUCUUGCAUCCAAUUUGGUGCACAUUCCCAGUGCCUGCAGUGUCAUCAAUUGCACGAAGGAAGGGGAUAUUUAUCAGGCUAGAAUGAAGGACAGUCUAGUAUCAAGUUUGCGCUUUACCAAAAUACGGGACUACGAACUCGCCUGGGUGGAAGCCAACAUCGACUUGACCGAUAACGCUCCUGCGGAUCCAGAUCAUUCUGAAUCUGCAUCAGACAACCUAAAUUUGCCUAAUGCAAGUGGUGACGAUAAUCCACCAUCACCCCUCAAAACCCGAUCAUCUUUAGCUGCAGACCGACUUCCGGUGCUUGGCUUACCUACAGGUCCUGUCGGAGCCCACAAGACUGUGUUUGUCAACGAACCGAAACUGUCAGAUCUCAAACAACUUCUCCUUGCCAAUGGUUUGGUCGCAGAAUUCGUCAGUGGUGUGUUGGUGGUAGACAACUGCGUCGCAAUCAAACGUUCUGAGGCUGGAAAGCUUCUGUUAGAAGGUCUCCUAUCGCGAACCUAUUUCACGGUUCGGCAAGUCCUCUACCAGCAGUUCGCAAUUCUGUGAAUAACAUCCAGUAAUGUUGUGUGUGACGAUAACUCUGGAUUUAUUCCAUCCUAUUUGUACAGCAUCCUGAACGCUCCCAUCGAAAAAUACAAUUUUCUUUUUGAUUUCUUUUUUUUUCGUCCACCAAGCCGGUUAUCUUACCGAUGUUUUCAUGGUAAGUGUCAGAGUUAGUAUAUAUUUGACAUCACCUACG